Lasiodiplodia theobromae is the source of this 1125-nucleotide messenger RNA. RefSeq names its product C6 zinc finger domain containing protein. NCBI's taxonomy places the organism in Eukaryota, Fungi, Ascomycota, Dothideomycetes, Botryosphaeriales, Botryosphaeriaceae. The transcript has 2 exons. The coding region runs from base 1 to 1125 and encodes 374 amino acids. The record is from RefSeq and is a predicted model, not a curated record.
AUGGGCCUUGGUGCCCACAGGGCUCUGGCCAGCCGCAUCCAACAGCUUGAGGCUCAGCUUGCUGAGAUUGGUGAUGCCCACACAACAGCCCAAAGUCCAGCUUGGGGAGAAGAGCUCUGGAAUCCUUUCCCAAGUACUCCACGGCCAGCUCAGCCAUCUCUGCAUGUCGACACGAGCUUUGAUCCCCCGCAGCGAUCAUUCUCAUGGGACUUUUCAUCUUCAACCGACUCAGCUGGCGCCGAGGGCACGACGACCCAACCAGAAAUUCCAACCAUCGAGAUCUCCGAAUGUGGAGGUCCCUCGCCGGCUCUGCUCUCGCCCGCACCGUCUUUACUUUCUGCCAACUCUCGCUGCUCGACCCCAGAGCCCUACACCAUCACUACCCCUAUCAUGGGCUCGACGCUGGCGCCGCCGAUGCUUGGAUCUCCUGUUUCUCCUCCGGUAUCCGCCUGUCAACGUCCGCCGUGGGAAUUCUCACACGGCGAGAGCAAUGAUGGUUAUCUGAGUCCUCCCGACCACGGGAAACUCUCGCUUUCACGGCGCUCUUCCAUCUCUUCAUUUGGCCUCGACCAAGAUUUCAGCUCCAUUAACCUCCAGUUCUCGCCCUUUGACGACGAACCACAGUCUCCAGGCGCUUUUUCAGACCAUUUCCGACCGCAAUCCAGGAUAUCCAAUCAAUCCACGACGCCGACAGGGGCGAGGUCACCGAAGAUGCCCACUAAAUUUGAAGCAGAGACGCUCUCAGAUAUCUUCUUUGACAAGGUUGAACCGAGUCAGCGGCCUGUAGAGCAGUCCUUCUACCAUACUUGCCUGGAUCUAGUUUACGAGUUUGCAGCGGACAAUACACAGGGGCCGCACAUGGAUGUGGUCGAGUGUCUGAUACCUCCUUACUCCCUGCGCAUGGCCCGCUUCUAUGUCUUCAUGACCAUGGCGAUCGGCAUGCGCUUGCGAACCGGCGGCCGGAUGACGGAUAAUUCCCUUCUUGACAGCUGCUAUCAUCUCGCCAUGCACCAGGCUGAAUCCCCCGCUUUCUGGAGCGAGGUGGGCGGGGUCGAAGCGGCCACACUUCUGACCUUGUUUGCGAAGAGCGGCGAAGUGCAGACGCUCGACAAGAUGGGCCAUUAG